UUCUUGGGUUUUCCACAUCAAACUCCCUACCUCCCAAUCUAUUUAACACACCCUUGUACACAAUGAGGCACUCCUACCCUCCCCUUCACACUCUUGUCUCUUGAUGAGUAUUGGUCAUAAGAACACACACAAAUAAACUAGCUCAAUUCAACCCCAUAGAAGCAUAGAGACUUGAAAGGCAUCAUCAACAAAUUCAUCAUGGGAUUUCCAGUUAGUUACACAGAGCUUGUUCUGCCAAAGCUGGUUGUGCAGCUCAUUUCCAUGUUGGGUUUCAUAAGGAAACUCGUGACAAUCCUCUUCUGCUACCUGGGUCUCGACCCUGACAUUGCGUGGCCGGAGAGGAUGCCGGAGUUCCAAUCGGUGUCCGCCCUGCUCGUCGAAGAAAUCCUGCCGGUGACAAAGUUCUCGGAGCUGCAGCAGAAGGUGGACAGCAGCAGCCCUCCUCCGGAGAGCUGCGCGGUCUGCCUCUACGACUUUGAAGGAGAGGACGAGAUCAGAAGCCUCAUGAAUUGCCGCCACAUCUUCCACCGGAGCUGCCUUGACCGUUGGAUCAUGGGGUAUGAUCACAGAACAUGUCCUCUGUGCCGGACACCCUUCAUACCCCAUCAUAUUCAGCAAGAUUAUGGAUUCAAUGACACAGUCUGGGCAGCUUCUGGGAUCCCUGACUCUUACAGUUACUAGACUAGACAAUCCUAUCUCACCAUUCAUUAGUUAGUUCAUGUUUGUUUUGGCGUUACAGCCAAAUGCAAGCGGCACGUGGAUUAGAGAAGUAUGAUUUUGAUAAGUUAGCUUCAACGUCCGCUUUGAGUUCAAUCUAAAUGAACACGAAUUGAAUUGCAAGUGGUGGUUGUUGUCUUGUGUAUAGUAGAAUUAUAUAUAGAAAAAGGAAAUUAAGCUCGGAAUUGUGAUUAUGUAUUCAGAUGAAUUUUGUGAUGGUAGCUCAAGCUAGCUGCAUCUAAAUUUUGUUUCCAGAA
Molecule: messenger RNA, 974 nt
Organism: Lotus japonicus
Lineage: Eukaryota; Viridiplantae; Streptophyta; Magnoliopsida; Fabales; Fabaceae
Product: brassinosteroid-responsive RING protein 1-like
Exons: 1
Coding region: 199-681 (160 amino acids)
Biological process (GO): protein ubiquitination
Molecular function (GO): zinc ion binding; ubiquitin protein ligase activity
Source: RefSeq, a predicted model, not a curated record